AUAUGGACUUAUUAUAAAGUUAACUGUCCACAUAGAAAAUGGCGAGCUCGAAGCGAGUUCCCUGAUUAAAAUUAAAAUUCGCGGUGGUAAAAACGCGUCGGGGAUUCCAUAAACUACCCGUAUCGGUAGCGUAACGAUUGAACAGUGAUCUGUGCAUAAAUUUAGAUUUAAUAAGCUAGUUAUUAAGUGGUUUACAAGUAAUGUUCCAUAUUUGUAAUUUAAUACGUCAUUCGUUCAUACGAUUAAAAUGGCGAUCAAAGUUUUAAAUAAAAUCAAAGUGACUAGAAUUUACUUUUAUUCCGAUUAAUUUUCAACAUGGAACAAUAAAAUUGUGAUUUGAAUUUGUGUUUUAUUUUUAAAAGUUAAAGAAAAGAAGAAAGAACAUUUCGUUGGCUUCUUUAUUGGUUUUUUUUUCUUCGUGUAACUUAACAAACUAAACUAAGAAUUUUUUUCCCCCAUAAUCGACUUCAUAUAGAACCAAGAAUAUGCCGAAUUCAGUGUUAAAAACUAUAAAUAAAUUUCGCAACAGCAAACCAACAUCAAGUUUUCAAUUAAUUUUCGUAAUUUUUGUUUACUGAUAUUCAACAAUUUUUAACGGUGUAUCAUCUUUGCAUUUAAUAUCCAGUAACACAAAUGAAAACUUCGCAUUUCUUGUCCAAUUACGACUUUUCGGGUCGCCCGUUAAUACAGGGCUUAACAUCAUCUGGGACAAUUCAUCAUCAACCGGUCCACGACCGUAACCAUCUAUUUCAAUCGGUUGAUAAUUGUGACAAUGACGUGACUAUAACAUCCACAUACACGAACACGGUUAACAGUGGCGAUAAUCAUCAACAAAACGACUACAAUCAUUCAACAUCUACCAGUAAUCAUCAAUCGUCGAACAUAUUGUAUGGCGAAUCGGAGAACAACGAAUACAACGUGAUCCGGAGCACAAACAACAAAUAUCAACACAAGGAGACGGCGAAGCGAAAACGUGAAACAGCUGAUUGCGAUUGUGGUUGCGUUGAUAGUACAAUUGUUGCGAGUACGUCGGGGCCGAUCAGUGCUCCGUCCAACGGAUCCAAAACGGCACAUACAAAAGUGGUUACAUCUGGGGGUCAGGCCCCCAGUAAACGAUCAAGCAGUGGUGCUGAUGGUGAUUAUCAACUCGUUCAACAUGAAGUGUUGUACUCUUUAUCCGCUGAAUACGAGGUACUGGAGUUCUUGGGACGUGGCACAUUCGGUCAGGUUGUCAAGUGUUGGAAACGUGGCACAAACGACAUCGUUGCCAUAAAGAUAUUAAAAAAUCAUCCAUCUUAUGCACGACAGGGUCAAAUCGAAGUGUCGAUACUGUCUCGAUUGAGCCAGGAAAAUGCGGACGAAUUCAAUUUCGUACGUGCGUUCGAAUGCUUUCAGCAUAAGAAUCACACGUGUCUCGUAUUUGAAAUGUUGGAGCAAAAUUUGUAUGACUUCCUCAAGCAAAAUAAAUUUUCACCUUUGCCGCUAAAGUUCAUUAGACCCAUUCUGCAACAGGUUUUGACAGCCUUGCUAAAAUUAAAACAGCUCGGUUUAAUACAUGCAGAUUUGAAGCCCGAAAAUAUUAUGCUGGUUGAUCCGAGUCGUCAACCGUACAGGGUAAAAGUGAUCGAUUUUGGAAGUGCUUCUCAUGUUAGCAAAACAGUUUGCAACACCUACUUACAAUCACGGUACUAUCGGGCCCCAGAAAUUAUUCUUGGACUACCGUUCUGUGAAGCGAUCGAUAUGUGGUCGUUGGGUUGCGUUGUCGCUGAACUGUUUCUCGGUUGGCCUUUGUAUCCGGGAUCAUCUGAAUAUGAUCAAAUACGGUACAUAUCGCAGACACAGGGACUACCAACCGAGCAUAUGCUCAACAGUGCUAGCAAAACGGCCAAGUUCUUUUACCGAGACGUCGAUUCAACAUAUCCGUUUUGGCGUCUUAAAACGCCCGAAGAGCAUGAGGCCGAAACGAACACGAAAAGCAAAGAGGCUCGUAAAUAUAUUUUUAAUUGUUUAGACGAUAUUGGACAGGUGAAUGUUCCUACGGAUCUGGAGGGUGGACAACUGCUGGCAGAAAAAACAGAUAGACGGGAAUUUAUCGAUUUAUUGAAACGAAUGCUGACCAUCGAUCAAGAGCGACGAAUAACACCAGCGGAAGCAUUGAACCAUGCCUUUACAACGCUGACGCAUUUGGUAGAUUAUGCACAUUGUAACAAUGUGAAAGCGUCCGUUCAGAUGAUGGAAGUGUGCCGUCGCAGCGAUUUCCAUACUGUACAACCAACCUCAACUUUGGUUACAAAUUUCGUACCAAAUACCACAGAGAACAUGACUUUUACGAUCAACAACCAACUGUCCAAUCAAGUUCAACGUUUAGUUCGUGAUCGUCCCACAACGUAUGAUAAUCUAUACCAAAUAUACGGUGGUCGAAAUGUCGGUCGACAGUAUGCGAAUGCCCGUAGCGAUCAUGCAUUCCAGCAUCAAUUGGUAUCGAGCAUCCUUUGUCAACCCGGCUAUCAGGCGAUGCCAAGUCCAACGAAACAUGUGGUCGUUGGUGGAACAGCAAUGCAGCCGCCACUUCAAGUUCCUCCCCAACAGUAUGUUAAUGUGCCUGUUCCAGUCUCUAUGGUGGAACCAUCGUCUGGUCAGCGAAUGCUUUUAACGAACAGGGUUCAAACGAAUGUUGCCUGGCCACAAAGUGGCCGUCAGGUUGCAUUAGUGCCGUCGUGGCCACAACAAUCAGCUCCUCAUUCGCUGAUUGUUGACUCAACACCGUUCCUUAGUAUGGACGACAUCUAUACUAAACAUCAUCUGAGCAUACCACGUCAUGAACCCAAGAAAGAAUCACCAAUUCAUCACUUAGUUGUGCCGCGUCACGACAAGAAAGAAAACAAUCAACUGUCACCGGUCAAAAAACGAGUCAAAGAAAGCUCUCCACCUCAUCAGCGUUACAACCGAAGCUAUGUAUCUCCAAAGUAUCACCAGAGUUCAAACCACAAUUCAUCUCAUGGCAACUAUUACAAUAAUUCAAAUCAUUCGAAUUCGAAUCAAAUGCAACAACACAGUCAAAUGCCGACCAACCAUCAAAACGAUUCGUCAACCAAUCAUCAUCAUCACCACAGUAACAAUAAUAGUAACAACACACACUCAGGCAGCACCCAAACCAAUUUGUACUCAUCGUCCAACAACAAUAAUUGCACAUCGAACGCAAAUCCGUUAAGCCACUCUAGCAGCCACAAUAGUAUCAAACAGCAACAAACGAUCACCAUACAUGAUACACCAUCACCAACUGCUGUUAUUACAAUUUCGGAUAGCGAAGAUGAAUCACCCGAUGUUCCUCAGCAAAGUUCUAAAAAUUCAUCGAACAAUAAGGCGCAACGAAACUACGAUUCGUCGAAUUCGUCAUGUCGAUCGAAUGGAUCUAAAAAUGGCCACAACCAUCAAAUUAGUCAAAAUCAUUUGGUUCAUUCAGCAUCAACUGGUUCUGUGCAACAGUCGCAACAUAAUCAACAUCAGCAGACGCAGCAGCAACAACAGCAACAUCAACAGCAGUCACAGCAACAAGUGAAUUACCACAAAAAUGAAAUGGUGCAUCAACAACAGCCACAUCAUUCCUCACAGCACCACUCCAGCAGCAGCAAUGUGUCGAACAGUAACCGACAACGAAAGAACGUCAUUUCCUGUGUAACGGUGAAUGACAGUGACAAUGAGGACCGACGAUGUAACAGCCCGAAGCACCACACUCACAUCAAAUAUGAGCCACAUGCUGGACAAUCGCAAAAGAAGCGCCUUCUAGCUAUGGCUCAAAACGAAUGUCUACUGGCAACAUCUAAUCAAUUGCACGUGCCGAAACAAGAACCGGCCGAAUUGCAAUACGACUAUCCCCCAGUGGACAAACGUUCAUCGUGGGCACUACCCACACAUCAUAACCAUCAUAAACGUGAUUCGGUACCGUAUGUAACGUCGCAACAAGCUCCACCACCAAUUGCGCAUUCGAAAAACGUCGGUGCCGGUUCAUGGGGCACACCGAUCUAUCGGCAAUACCAAUCAAAUACUCCACUGGGUGGAUCGCCCGGAGGUGUAUUACAACAAGACAUCUAUUCCCAACCAGAAGUCAUGUAUCGGCGUCCGCCGGUUUUCAUUUCUCAGGGACCAUAUCAGAGUUACAAUCGUGUUGUGCCACCGCCAGCACAUAAUGGAUCGAGCAGACAGGUUCUGCCAGCUCAUCAUCCGUUACCUGCGCAUAUACAAUUUCCAGCGCAAUAUAGUCAAUUUGCACCAUUAAGUCCUGGUCAAGUUGCUAGUAAGCAUGGUCAUUACCCCACUGCAAAUUUAUGGUUUGGAGGAGAAUAGGGUUAAUAAUACAUGCCUUUGACAUCAAUGGCUAAAAAAGAGCCGACAAUGCAGUGAUAUUGGCAUUGCCGCUCGAUAUAGUUGUCAUUUUGGUAAAUCAAAAGCAUAAGUGACGAUAAUUAAAGUAUCAGCAUCAUCAUCAUCAUCAGAAUAAGAUGAAGCAGUUUAAAUAAUAUUUUACUUUUGUUAAUCUUCUCUUAUCUUUUUUUUUUUUAAACUACUAUGGGAAAUUUAAUAGAAAUAGAAAAAAGUUAGUGGAUUUAGGGGAUUAAAAGUUUCGUUAUAUUGGAAUAUUUUAUAUCAAACCUAUAUAUGAAAAAAAAACGAACUAACUGGAAAAUAUUGGCCUAAAAAACAAACAGAGAGAAACAUUUAUUAAUUCAUGUUUGUAUGGUGUUACACUCUCUGCUCGUGUGUAACAUUUUAAUGAUUUUGUUUGUUUUUUUCCGAAAAAAACGGAAGCGAACAUUUUCUUUUGAACACACAGAAACGAAACGUAUAAAUUGGCUUAAAAAUGACGAACUUCGAUUUUUCGAACGGAUUAAUCUAACCACAGAACAAUUUGUACACAGAAAGUUUGAGGAGCAGGAACAUUUAUACGUUUCGAACGCAGAUCGUGAAACAAAAAAAAUGAACGUAAUUUGAUUUAUAUAUUUUCUUCCAAAAAUUUUGAUUCAUUCGCCAAAUGGUAGUAUGACCACUGGCUACCGGAACAAGAAAUAAAAAUUUUUCCCCGAUUUUUUAAUCAUAAAUUUGAUUGAAUUUUAAGUAAAAGUUGGACGACUUUUCGUGUUCAUAAUUUUUCUUUUUAAAAUGAUUCUAAUUAACUUUCGUUGAUGAACGAUCUAGUUUUACCCGCUUGGUUAUUUUGUGAAAAUCGAACGCAUGUUUUUUGAUAUAAUAAAAAGUAUUUCCCUCCAUACUCACACUUCAUGGUGACGAUGGAGGGUUCAUAAGAAUUGAAUAAAUUUAAUAUUUUAUUGUUUAAUAUUUUAUGCAAAAUGUUUCGAUUGAGUGGUUUAAUUAGGCACGGACAGACAAAUUUAGUAGUCGUGUCACAGUUUUUUUUAUAUUAGUUUUUUUUGCUUAACAAUUAAGGGAAUGUUACAAAAUUUUAUGGGGAAUUAUAUAGACUAAGUUACCUUACGUACGUACGUCAAAUAAGUGAUUUUGUAUAUAAAAUAAAAAUAAUAAAUUUAGAAUCUAACGAUUUAUAGAUGUUUGCACCGCCACUCAAUAAUAUAAAAUUAACAGAAAAUAAAUUUAAAAAAAAACCGAAGAAAAACAAAAUGAAAUUUUUAUAUAUAUAUUGCCUUAUCAAUUGCAUUAAAGUGAGAUAUGAAAGAUAAAUAACAAAAAUGUUUUUUUUUCGUUUUUUUCUUUUCUUUGAUAAAUAAAAGAGUGAUCAACCAGAGAUUUUUCAUUUAUAAUUUUUUUGUUUUCUACUUAUCAGGAAUUUGUACAUAUGAUUUCAAUUUUUCUUUUUGUAUAGAAUUAAUGGUUUUUUUAAAAAGCAUAUAUGGAAAUUCUAAUGAAAAUUAAAAAUUAAGAAAAAUUAUUAUUCUGAUUAGAUGUUUAGAUUUAGUGAUAUAAAAAACAAAAAAACAAAUUUAACGAAAUUAUUAUUAUUAUUAUUGGUGGACCGGAUCACAUUCUUGUAAUUUGUAAAAUAUUAUUCUAUGUGAAUGAAUGAAAAGAACGAAAUUAUUUUCUUUUCAGGAAUUAUUCGACAAGAUGCACAUGAUCAUGAUCAUUUAUCUAAUGCAUCUUUGGUCAGGUUAGUUGUAUUGCCAAUUGGGUACAAGAUUUCUGUUAUCAAAAAUUCUCUUAAUUACCCAAUUAACUACGUAUACCAAUUCCUAUAUUAAUUGUUUGCUCUUAUGUUAACUCCAGAGCCUAUUUUUGGGGAUUUAAUGCUUAAAAAUACCUAAAUUUCUGAAUUAAGCAUUUUUUAAAGAAUUUUAUGGAAAUUUGAGGAAUUAAAUUCGUAAAAAUAGGCCCUGAUUAACUCAAUUCCCGAGAGUACUGAUAAAUGUAACAGAUGUCAGGUAAUUUUAUUCGGGUAAAUUGAUACGCCCAGAUAAUAUUUUUUGUAAGGGUAAAGGCUCAGGGCUGUUAAAUUUAUGUCAUUUUUGACUGGAAUCGAGGUAUUGACAAUUUAUAUUACGCUACUCAUACUCAUGGACGGUUCACAAGUUUUAUCGUGACAAAAAAAGUCACAUGCUAAACGGGCCAUAAAUUAAGGUCACAUGGUAGGACAAAGUACCUAGGAUUAUAUAGAAGACCUUUCAUGUUUAUCCCAGUGGCGUGACAUAUACAGCUUCUCUUUAACUGUUGGCAAAUAACACACCUUCGGUGGUGGCAUCGGUAUUUUAUUUAUGUUUUCUACAAAAAAAUUUCUCAACUCUUAAAUUCAUAAAUUGAAAAAUUUAGAAAUUUUUAGGAAUUAAAGAAAAGUACUUUUGAAUUUUAGUGAUGAUUGUCCUAUAAAUAGGUCUUGUUUUGAUGUCAUUGAACUCCGCAAUUCUUUCUGAAUUCCUUUAAAUUUCUCAAAUUAUAUAUUCGAGAGAGUUACCGAUGUUAAAAAUGAAUUUAAGAAGUACACCGAGUGCACUUUUGGUUUACCACAGUGUUGUCUAUGGAAAUUUCACAAAGAGCCUAUUUUGGACAUAAACUCAGGUUGUUAGUAGUAUAUCGUCUAGAAAAAAGAACAAAAUUUACAGAUUCACAAGAAUGUCCCGACCGCUGGUUUAUUAUAUUGUAGGGACCUUACUCACAUCUAACUAAACAUUUUAAUCGCAUUGUUGUCAAAAGAAAAAUGAGAAUAACUGAAAGAAAUAUGAUAAAAUUAAACAGAAAUGAAACAAAAAAUAAAAAUCCUAAUUAUUAUAUGAUAAAUAAUAGCGAGUGGUUAUUACUUAGAUAAUGUUUUUUUUUUCGAUUAUUUUAUUUAAACUAUUAUACUUAUUAAUAUACAAAAAGUGAAAAAGAAAAUGAAUUCAACACAAUUGUGAAAUGUAAAUAAAAAUUAAAUUUAAACAACAACACAAAUAUGAAAAAUUAUAUAUAUAACAGAAGGGAGAAAUGAUGGAAAAUAUAAAAAAUUAGAAAUUAAUGUAAAUUAAUUAGAAAUAAAAAUUUAAAAGAAAAUACAAAUUAAACUAAAAAAUGACACACAAGAAGAAAAACAAGAUUAUAUAUUGACAAAAUAUUUUUGCAUAUUUUUUAUACUUUAACAUAAAUAUAUAAAUAAACAAUUUUAGUGGGGAUAUAAAUACCUAUAGAGUGCAGCAAAAUUUAAAAAAAAACUGAAAAUAAAUGAAAAAUAAUAGAAAAUUUAAACGAAAGAAUUUUGUUCAAUGAAAAUUUAUUGUGGGUGUAGAGGAGACGCGACGGGGAAAAGAUUUUAAAAAUGGAAAUAUGUUUUGUGAAAAUUAGAUAUUUUUGUAUACAAAAAAAAUCAUCAAUCUAUAGAUAUGGUUUCGGGCUAGAAAUUACAGAAAGUUCGGACUUUGUCAUUUUUUCUUUUUACAUCAAUUCGGUUUUCAAACGAAAUCAACUUAAUUUAACAGCUCAGAGCUGAGGACUGGCUCUUUAUCGGGCUUUACUUACAAAUUUUACAAAUUUUAUCAAAAAACAAAUUCGAAACCAGAAUUUCAUAUGAUUUGAGUUGACAUCUCAGAUCCGACAUUGUUCAUCUUAAAAUGAGCAGCAAUAUCGUUCAUCCCAAAAUAGAAGAGCUCGCAAAAUCUUUAUUGUAGGACUUAUAAUUCCUGGUAUUGAAAAGAAGAAUCUGAUACAUACGUUGUAAAUUCGGCUUUUGUUAAUCAGUUGUAUUUGUAAGUAAUUGUCGAAAAUACUUUAGGGAAAACAAUUUGACGUCAUAAUUCAUUCCACACACUUUCUGUGCGUACCAUUCAACGUAUGAGUGCGAAGAAACAGAUAUUACCAAAGUAUGGGUAUGUCGUUUCUUCACAGUCAUAAGUUGAGUGCGAGUGUAGCUUCUUCUGUGAAUUAUUUGAUAGGGUCCUGUUGUUCUCUCAUAUUUACGUUAUUUUCGGGGACAUAUUUUUAGUUUUAGUAGUAGUCGCUUUUCUCUGCUCGUACUGCAUCAUUUCCACCUCGUGUUUUAAAUUCCUUCUUUCUUACUCACUAUUUCCAUCUGCAACUUUUGACUUAGAUUCUAUGGUUACACCAAAAGAGUUAGUGUGAAGCUAAUUCAAAAUACUUAGCUCAUUCGAACAUAGAAUCCUAAUUAAACGAACGGACUGGCUAGUUUUUAGUGUGCUAAUUUCUAUUUCAAAAGCAAAGACUGAACAAACAAAAAAACAAAUAUUCUGUAUCUUGUAAGGUUUCGUAUUCUUUUGUCAACAAUGUGCGUGUGAGUGUAUAUUAUGCGCAAUUUCAAUUGAAACCGAAUCAUAAAUUGUCCAUUUAAUUACGAUUUACACAUUUCGGAAUGGAAAUGACAUAAUUAAUUAAAUUGUUGAAUAUAGGAAACGAGAGUCUCUCGUCGAGAGGGGGGAGAUAGAACAUUUAAUUUAGCUAUUUAGUUUUGGGUAUAUUACCAUUUUGUUCAGCUCUACAUAAUUUAGUCAAUAGAGUGGGUUCCAAACUAUUGUUUAGUAUAUUGGGAUGUUGGAAGCUCUAGGAAAUCAAUAACUUCAACGAUACUUACACUUUACAUUGAUUCCUUAUAUCAAUGAUUUUUUACACGAUCCGAACGCAGGUCCACACUUUCCUAUUUUGUACUAUGUGAUCAUGUUUAGGUAUUAGAGAACAGAAAGAAAAACAAAAAUGAUUAUUUCAACAUUAGUGACGCCUUGCAUAAUUGUGUUAAUUCUUUUUCGCAUAAUUCAGCAGCAGAGUUUUUCACCGAUGUUUUCAAGUAUACAAACAACAGUUUUCUCACCACUACUGAGUCAGUAGUACUUACAGUUCAAACGAAAAACCAUUCUAUCAUUUGACAGUCAUGGACCAGUGCUGCCGUGUUAUCAAUUUAUUAUUUUUAUUAGUCCCCUUUGCUACACACAUCCAUAGGUAUUUCACAAGUUGCAAAAUAUAAAUGAUUGGACUAAUGAAUAUCAGAUUGAUAACACGAUGGCAUGUUUCAGUGAUCAUAACUGUAACCUUAACAAAACUAAAUAAAAUUUAAAAUGAUAAAGUCCAAACACCAACGGCAACAAUUAUAAUUUCAAUAGGGGAAAAAAAUUCAAAAAAAAAAAAAUUGGUCUUUCAAUGUUGCAUCUUAAGCGCUUUUUACUGUAAACAAAAUGAAAAUUUAAGCAUAAUUUGUGGGUGGGUGUAGACUUAUUAAAAUUAACGAAUAUAUAAACAAAUAAAAAAAAAAUAUUUAUUAAACGACUAACACUACAACAAGAUAUAAAAAAAAUGAUAAAAACUAAAUAGAGACUGUACUUUAAAAAAGGAUAAAGAAAAUAAAUAAGAAGACGAAGAUGAUGGAGAAGAAAAUUAAUAAGGUUUAAUCAAAUUAAUUGUAUAGUUAUGAUAUAUUUACUUUGUUAACGUCAGUAAUGUCUGUAGCCUUUAGACGAUAUUUGUGUGUAUUUUACAACAUAAAAAACAAUUUUUUCUUUUUCUUUUUUCAUCGUUAAUAUUAUUUGCUUAACUUAAACAACUUAUGAAAAUCAAAACUACAUAAAAUAAUUGAAACAUAAAAACGAGCAUAGCAAUUUAUCAAUAACGAGAGAUGCAUAACGCACGAUAAUACAAUAUAAUAAAUUGAAUAAAUUGUUGGCAUUAUUGAUUUUUUAUUCUUUAUUUUUACAUGAUAAUUUUACCUAAUACAAAUAUAAUCUAUAAUUAAAAUAAUCAAUUUUUUGGUUUAAGAUUUUAUUUUUGAUUAAUUGGAUCGUUUAUUUAAACUUAUACUUAAUACUACUAUGUUGUUCGUGCACUAUAAAAAUAUUGUUUAUAAAAGAAACACAUAAUCAUUACUCUUUCUCAAUAUUUUUAGCCUUCAUUUGAUAGUCUUACAUAAAUGGAUAGAAUUUCACUAUCAAUUUUGAUAUGAAUGAACAGUUUGUAGAGCUCGGAACGGGAACAAGGUCCUGAAAUUACCUUAAUCUGGAUAUAUGAUCAAUUCUCACCUGUCGCUUGACUAUUGGCUAUUCUAUAAUAAUCAGAACAUGUUUGUUUUAAAAAAUUGUUCGGAAAUUAGGUGUAUAGCGGUAAACUGACCUGACAGAAUUGAAUGACCUUCAGGUCUAACUGAUUGUUGACCGUAGUUGAUCUCGGUCGACCUAAUACCUAGCUUUUAACACUUAUAGUCUUGCGUAAGGCAAUAUCAAAAAAAUGUUCCGUAACGAUUUCGUUUUCCAAUCCAUUUUCUCUUUUAACGAUAUAAAAUAUUCUAGAUUGCAGAUAGUCUCGUCAGCUAUUUAAUUUCUCCAGCAUCGGUUACGUCAAGCAUCAUUGUUUCGCUUCCAUAUUUCAGGUUAUUUAACGAUUCAUUCGGAAUUUCCGAAUUGUAAAAUAGAUUGAAACAAUUUAAUCAAACUCGUAAGCAUUAAAGCAAGGUUUCCAUAUUUUAAUAACGAUCAAUCAAUGUCCAUGUACUGCAGAACUUUAGCAAGGGUGCUUGGACAUACGAUUUCUUUUUCUUGUGGUUUGG
This is a messenger RNA of Bradysia coprophila, 10978 nucleotides long. RefSeq names its product Homeodomain interacting protein kinase (gene Hipk). Gene Ontology annotation, cellular component: cytoplasm; nucleus. Gene Ontology annotation, molecular function: ATP binding; protein serine/threonine kinase activity; protein tyrosine kinase activity. Gene Ontology annotation, biological process: peptidyl-threonine phosphorylation; peptidyl-serine phosphorylation. Lineage: Eukaryota; Metazoa; Arthropoda; Insecta; Diptera; Sciaridae. The record is from RefSeq and is a predicted model, not a curated record.